AUUUGUCAUUCAAUUGUCAUGAUUGUCAUUAAACGUGAGUUGUGCUCAGUCUUCAGAUAUUAUUUAAACAAAAUCGAAGAAAACAUUUGGUUAAUACUAUUAUUGUGUCUCAGGAGAGUCCAUAUUAAAUUCGUGUGACUUUAAAAAUAUAUUGAUCAUGUCACUAGACACCGUGCCAAAAGAUCUGAGAGGUUUGCGAGCAUGCUUAGUUUGCUCACUAAUAAAAACUUUCGAUCAGUUCGAAUAUGAUGGAUGUGAUAAUUGCGAUGAAUUCUUACGCAUGAAAAACAAUAAAGACAAUGUUUACGACUGCACUAGCAACAAUUUUGAUGGAAUGAUUGCAGUAAUGAGCCCAGAAGACAGUUGGGUAUGCAAAUGGCAACGCAUAAGUAGGUUUACAAAAGGCGUAUAUGCAAUAUCAGUGUCAGGCAGAUUACCAGCUGGAGUUAUACGUGAAAUGAAGAAGCCCGUGGAUAUGUGUAUAUAGAUCAAGGGACACCAGCCAAAAAUAAAUAUUUUAUCAUAACUAACUAUAAAUAAAAAUCUGACUGUUAUUUUAUAAAGUAUAUAUUAAUU
This is a messenger RNA of Manduca sexta (tobacco hornworm), 576 nucleotides long. It is a transcript of the gene spt4, whose product is annotated as transcription elongation factor SPT4. NCBI's taxonomy places the organism in Eukaryota, Metazoa, Arthropoda, Insecta, Lepidoptera, Sphingidae. The record is from RefSeq and is a predicted model, not a curated record. Gene Ontology annotation, biological process: regulation of transcription elongation by RNA polymerase II; mRNA processing; positive regulation of DNA-templated transcription, elongation. Gene Ontology annotation, cellular component: DSIF complex; nucleus. Gene Ontology annotation, molecular function: RNA polymerase II complex binding; zinc ion binding. The coding region runs from base 158 to 487 and encodes 109 amino acids. The transcript has 4 exons.